AACUAACUCAGGAUAUAAAUACAAUAUACAACAACACUUAUAACCUACCACAAUUACCACAAGGGUGUGUAAUGAUGGCUGGGCUUGGUGGGGAGGAAAGGUAGCAGCGGCAUGUCACUGGUGGUACAUAAGCUGGUGCUUAGUCCUGGUGGGGCCACCACCAAUACACAGCCUCCCACCCAUCAUGUCACCCUCUCUGCCUACACGCACACUAGGUCAAAUGUUUCAAACGCUAUGGGUCGUGUGUUGGAUGGUCCAUCCUCUGGUUCCAUGAGCACACCACUCUCUUCUUCCUCUCCCUAUUCCUCCUCCUCCUCCUCAUCUUCAUCAUCCAAGCACAGCUCAACAUAUAAUUUACCUUUUGUACUUCAGGACCAUAACUAUGGUGCUCCUCCUCCCCCAACUCCACCUCAGUCCCCACCUCCUCUGCCAUCUUCAUCAGGAUCAUCUGUGUACCAACAAUCUUCUCACCAGUUUCACCAAUCUCACCAUCAGCACAGUCCUCAGCCUCACCAACUCAUUCACUCUCAGAAUUUACAGUCUCAUCCUCCACAAAAUACUAAUGUCUAUCAUCAUCAUCAUCAUCAUCCUCAACAUAGACAGCAGUCUCAUAAUCAUCCCCAGCAUGUCAGUCCCUCCCAUAGACUAGGGAUCAUUACUUCAUCAAGCCCUUCUCUGUCUCUCUCUGGCUUGCUAACAUCUCAUCCACUUAACACGAUGCCACCUCACCGACAGCAGUUCAUGCCACAUCCUAAGACGAGCAUCUUUCCUUCGCCUCACAUCCCGCCCCCUCCAGUAGAACUACACCAGUCCCCUACUGCUAUUACUGGCCUCCCAUCCUCUGUGACCGGGGCAGAAACUGAUGAUGACUCGCGUAUGAGUGAUCGGAGUUCGUCUGUGGGACCGUCUGGUGAAGAAACAGAAACUGCACCAGAGGGAGAAGGAGAUGAUCAACCCAUAGAUGACUCUAUUACACGUUGUGUCUGUGAUUUUUCCCACGACGAUGGUUACAUGAUCCAGUGUGAUAGAUGUUUUGUGUGGCAACAUGUAGACUGUAUGGAAAUAGACCGGGACAAUAUCCCAGAUGAGUACCUGUGUGAAGCGUGUGAUCCUAGAUCUAUAGACCGCUUCAAAGCUCGAGCUCUGCAGAUACGCAGACGCCAAGAAAUUAAAGCUCACAUAGCCAGUUCUUUCCAUUUUAGAAUGUCCUCCUCAGACUCCGAUGAUAAUAUUCCAAUGUCUGGCAAAGGCCGAGGAAAUUUAGGGAAAAUUCAAGAAAAGAAGGUGGUUAAGAAAAAGAAGGUGAAACAAAUGAAAGACAUUAAAAAUGGACGCAAGGGAUCGCUGUCUUUGUUAAAGAAGACCAGUCUUGUGAGUCCAGGCAACAAUAAUGUUAUCCCAGGAACAGAAGAUAAGGAACGCAGGAUGCUAGUAAAAAGAAGAGUCAAAUGUUUCAAACGCUAUGGGUCGUGUGUUGGAUGGUCCAUCCUCGGGUUCCAUGAGCACACCACUCUCUUCUUCCUCUCCCUAUUCCUCCUCCUCCUCCUCAUCUUCAUCAUCCAAGCACAGCUCAAACAUAUAAUUUACCUUUUGUACUUCAGGACCAUAACUAUGGUGCUCCUCCUCCCCAACUCCACCUCAGUCCCCACCUCCUCUGCCAUCUUCAUCAGGAUCAUCUGUGUACCAACAAUCUUCUCACCAGUUUCACCAAUCUCACCAUCAGCACAGUCCUCAGCCUCACCAACUCAUUCACUCUCAGAAUUUACAGUCUCAUCCUCCACAAAAUACUAAUGUCUAUCAUCAUCAUCAUCAUCAUCCUCAACAUAGACAGCAGUCUCAUAAUCAUCCCCAGCAUGUCAGUCCCUCCAUAGACUAGGGAUCAUUACUUCAUCAAGCCCUUCUCUGUCUCUCUCUGGCUUGCUAACAUCUCAUCCACUUAACACGAUGCCACCUCACCGACAGCAGUUCAUGCCACAUCCUAGACGAGCAUCUUUCCUUCGCCUCACAUCCCGCCCCCUCCAGUAGAACUACACCAGUCCCCUACUGCUAUUACUGGCCUCCCAUCCUCUGUGACCGGGGCAGAAACUGAUGAUGACUCGCGUAUGAGUGAUCGGAGUUCGUCUGUGGGACCGUCUGGUGAAGAAACAGAAACUGCACCAGGGGAGAAGGAGAUGAUCAACCCAUAGAUGACUCUAUUACACGUUGUGUCUGUGAUUUUUCCCACGACGAUGGUUACAUGAUCCAGUGUGAUAGAUGUUUUGUGUGGCAACAUGUAGACUGUAUGGAAAUAGACCGGGACAUAUC
Cherax quadricarinatus is the source of this 2304-nucleotide messenger RNA. Lineage: Eukaryota; Metazoa; Arthropoda; Malacostraca; Decapoda; Parastacidae. The record is from RefSeq and is a predicted model, not a curated record.